UCUCAGCCCCCCCUCCAACCCUCUAUGCCCCACUCCCCUCCUAGUAUCUGGGACAUCUCACAGAACUCCCUACCCUGGGCCCCAGCCAUUGUCCAAACUUCCUCCCCAGCUCCCCCCCCAGGUAUAAGAGGGACCCGCCCAGCCCCACCUGCACCCUUCAAAUUUCACAGCUCCAGGAACUGCAGCAGUUGUUCUGCCACCACCAAACACCAGGCUGCACCAUGGCCUAUCAGGCGGAGACCGUGCAGCCCGGCCGGGUGCAAACCAGCUACUCCUACGGCACCUCCAGCGCCUGGAGCUCCGGGACGUGCGACUGCUUCGCAGACAUGGGCGUGUGUCUCUGCGGUACCUUUGUGCCCUGCAUCCUGGCCUCCCAGGUGUCCCAGGACUUCGGCGAGUCCUGCCUCCUGCCCUGCCUGCCGGGCACCCUGCUGGCCCUGCGCACGGGGGUACGGGAACGGUACCACAUCGAGGGCAGUAUCUGCGACGACUGGAUCGUCAUGGCCUGCUGUGGGCCCUGCGGCCUUUGCCAGCUGUCCCGGGAGCUGUCGCACCGGAGAUGAGGGGCCAGGGGACCCCCGGCUCCGGCUAGAGGGCUCUGAACUGUCGCUGCAGCUGGAAGAAAAUCUCUUGCCCCCCCUCCCCUGCCUGGGGAGGAGUACAGGGACAGUGGAGGAGCCCCUGCCCCAGCCCCCAAACCCGCUAAAUAAAUAACCUCCCAAA
Molecule: messenger RNA, 723 nt
Organism: Chelonia mydas (Green sea turtle)
Lineage: Eukaryota; Metazoa; Chordata; Testudines; Cheloniidae
Gene: CNFN
Product: cornifelin
Exons: 4
Coding region: 222-563 (113 amino acids)
Cellular component (GO): cornified envelope
Source: RefSeq, a predicted model, not a curated record